UAUGGAUCCAUUUUAUGAGGAUUACACUCCAACAACAAACAAUAAAGAUGUAAUAGAUAAAGAGUAUGAAAUUAGAUUAAAAUAUAUCGAAAUGGAGAUUCAAAUUUAUGUUGCACGAUUACAAUAAGAGAUAAUACUAAAUUUCAUGAAAUACGUAAAACACUGCAAUAAAAAUGGGACACUUAUUUUAAUCGCCUUCGUUUAUUCAAUUAGGAAGGCGUAGAGAUAACAGAGGACGAUAUUGAUUAUAUAAAAAAUGGAACUGUGUUGUUUGCUUCUAAGGGUAUGAAUUAAAGUAACUAUAUUAAAAGGUGAAGAAUUCGAUGAGAGUUUUUAAUUAGCAGAAUAUGAACAACUUCAAGACAUUGGAGAAGGGGGAUUUGGUAAGGUUGUCUUAGGUAGACACAAACAAACAGGAGAGAAAGUAGCAAUCAAAAUGGUGAAAUAAACAUUGACUAAUGCUUAAGUAAUAACUAAUUAAAAAUGUAGGAUGUCGAUAUGAUAUUUAGAGAGGCUAGAGCUCUUAAGUCUUUAAAGCAUGAUAACAUUGUCAAGAUUUAUAAUGCAUUCUUUUUACAAAAUUUGUAAACGGUGUAUAUAAUGGAAUAUUUGGAAGGUGGUGAAUUGUUGUAAUAUUUAUAAACAAAAGGGAAAUUCGAGGAGAAUGAAGCAAGACAUUAUUUCAAAUAGCUAGUUAGUGCAAUUUCAUAUUGUCACUAAAAGAAGAUUAUUCAUAGAGAUUUAAAAUUAGAAAAUCUGUUGUUAACUAGUAAAGAUUCAGGUGUAAUUAAAUGUAUCGAUUUCGGUAUCUCUGGAUUUGCUUCAAAUGAUAAUCCUGAAAAUGCAGACGCAGGAAGUCUUCGAUAUAUGGCUCCAGAACUAUUGAAAGGUAUUAGAAUAAUUGAUCCAUUUAGGAUUGGAUAAAGCAGUUUCUCCUCUAGUGGAUGUUUGGUCAAUGGGCAUAAUUCUAUAUGGAAUGUUAUUCGGAACCUUACCAUUUACUGGCAACACCAAUAAGGAAAUUAUCGCUUAAAUCUCAGAAGGUCGAGUUAUGAUCCCAACAGAUUUUAACAACAAAUUGUCCCAAAAUUGUUAAGACUGUCUUUAUCGUGCUUUAGAACCAGAUCCAAAAAAGAGAAUAACCUCAAUUGAAUUAUUAAAUCACCCGUUUGUGACAAAUGAAAAUACUCUCAGCACAAAUUCGAAUAGUACAAAUAAGUAAUUAAUGUAUUCUAAAUAUUAAGGCCCAAAAUUUAAAAUUAAUUAUAGCAAAUCGAUGAAGAUGAAAUUCCUGUUCAAAAAUAAAUGUAAUCGGCAACUAAUAAAAAGUAAAAUCUUCAAUUUUCUAAACAACAUCCUUAAAGUUCGAGAUAAUUGACUCAGGCUCAAAAGAAAACUCCUUAAUAAUCCCCUUUAUUAUAAAAACAAUCAUAAUCAGUUGGUUAGACAACAAAGAUGACUAAGUUUAGUAAAAAAUGA
Messenger RNA from Paramecium octaurelia, 1479 nucleotides. NCBI's taxonomy places the organism in Eukaryota, Ciliophora, Oligohymenophorea, Peniculida, Parameciidae. The record is from the annotation of a GenBank genome assembly.